AUGUCGUCGCCACUUCUACGGCCGGACUGUCCCGAUCAGUCCUUCGGCCCAUGGGCCGGAGAUAACUGUCGCGGCGGAUUCGACUUUACGUUGAAGUUUGAGGAGACCAUUCUUACCAUUCCUCUCCAAUGCAUAUUUUUGCUUGUGCUUCCACUCAGGCUGGGCCAGCUGUAUUACAUGAAUAGAAAGACGGUCCAAAACAUUGAAGGCUUGCUGAAAGUUGUCUCCUCCAUUUGCGUUUUCGCCUGUAGCACGGCCCUACUCGCCCUUUGGGCCAGUGGCAAGGCCAUGCUGAAGACUGAAGCAACAAUUCCAACUGCCGCUCUGGUGCUGGCGGCUUCUCUCGCCUAUUGUGUUCUCACCUGGCUCGAGCAUGACCGCAAUGUCAAGCCGUCUUUCAUCCCCUUUGCGUACCUCCUCUUAUCCGUCAUACUCGACCUCCCACGAUGUCGGACCUUGUGGAUGUCCGAGCCAGGUAGAAUUGUACCUCCUAUUUUCACUGUUAGCCUGGCAUUGCGCUUUUGCAUGCUCGUCCAUGAGUCCUCUGGAAAGCGGCGCAUUCUGCUGCCGGAUUACCGUGCUUACGCAAAGUCAACGACUGCGGGCACCCUCAGCAGAAGCACCUUCUUCUGGCUAAAAUCACUCUUUAUUGGGGGGUAUAAGAGAAACCUUUCACUUGAAGACCUUGACCCACUUGAACCCGGUUUAGAGUCUGAACCUCUUUACCGCUCGUAUCGUGAGGCUUGGGAGAAGGUUCCCGACAAAACUGCCGGCGGCGCCUUGUACAUAACUUGGCUUAAGUGCUUCGUGGGCCAGGUCAUGUCCGCAUUCAUCCCCAAGAUAUGCCAAAUAGGCUUCACGUACACACAACCGUUUCUCAUCGAACUGGGCAUUGGCUUGGCUGCAAGACCCCAAGGUGGCUCAGACAAUAACACAGGCUACGGUUUGAUUGGCGCCUACGCAUUAGUCUAUACUGGAAUUGCUAUUUCAACGGGCCAGUACGAAUGGCGCGCGUACCGAGCCGCAUCGGUAAUGCGAGGAAGUAUCAUUGGUUUGGUCUACCAAAAGUCAUUGCGACUCGACAUGACGAUGCCAGACGUCAGCCCUGAAGGCGCCUUGACCUUAGUCACGACCGACGUCGAGACAAUCACACAAGGCGUGGUCUACCUCCACGAUAUUUGGGGUGCCUUUGUAGAAAUUGCUGUGGGUAUAUACCUGAUCUAUCGGCAACUCGGAUCGGCAUGUGCAAUGCCAGUAGCCAUCGUUUUUGCUGUGCUUGUUGUGACAGCCAUAAUUUCUAUACCAAUUGGCACGUCACAGGCAAACUGGAUCCGCGCUUCACAAGAUCGCGUCACGACUACCUCCAAGGUACUUGGAAGCAUCAAAUCCCUCAAGAUCUCCGGACUGAGUGACCUUGUGUUCUCCCUAAUUCGUGACUUGAGAACCAAAGAACUUGGUGUGUCGGAAAAAUACAGAAAAUUGUUAGGAGCAACUUUGGUGCUGAUGAUUUGCAUCCCAAUCUGGUCUCCAAUCCUUACUUUUUGCGUUUUUGCAGCGCAAUCCAGUUCCGAUUUAAACAUUCAGCGCGCCUUUACGGCUUACUCGCUGUUGACCUUGGUAAAUCGGCCGCUGGGGGACAUCAUUCUUGCGCUCCCCAUCUUGGCUGGAUCAGUAACCUCUUUUCAACGUAUUCAAGAUUACUUAAAUGGCAAGGAAAGACAGGACAACAGAUUAUCUCAGGAAGGGGAACACAAAAUCUCCGCUGAGACAGAAAUGCCCCUUAAGAUUAGCAACUCUGUGAGCGAGGAAUCAGAGUCGCAAGAAAAGAUUUCAGUCCAGGAUAUGACGCCUCAACUCGAUGAAAAAGUCGUUACAUCCAAACAUGGAAAGUUUCCCUGGGAGAGCGGCCCAGAGCCUGCUACGGUUGAUGAAGCCAUCAAAGAGAAACCGGAACCACAAGAAAGAGCCCCAACUCGGACAGCAGCGCCUCGAAUCAGUGACAAAAUCGUCGCAUCUUUGCAGGGAAAAUUUGCCUGGGACGCCGAAUCUGAGCCUGUCAUUGACAUCAGCGACUUGAAAAUCCGAGCCAAGACCUUCACACUUGUUCUCGGACCUGUCGGGUGUGGCAAAUCGACCCUACUCAAGGCCCUCUUGGGUGAGCUGUCCAGUUUCGAAGGGACUAUUCGUAUCAAUUAUCCCAGGGUUGGCUACUGUGACCAGAACGCUUGGAUGCCUAAUGAUACAGUUGCAAAUAUCAUUCUAGGCCAGGCGGAUUUUGACGAGUCGUGGUACCGCAAGGUAAUUGCAGCGUGUAACCUUGAACAGGAUUUGAACGACUGGCCUAAGGGGGAAGGAACCGUUGUUGGAACAAUGGGAAUAUCCAUGAGUGGUGGUCAACGACAUCGUCUGUCCCUCGCGAGAGCUGUGUACUCUAAAACAGAAUUCCUCAUGUUAGACGACCCCUUUAGCGGUCUAGAUUCAGAGACAGAAGACGUAAUAUUCCAUAACUUGCUCGGAGAGCAAGGGCUGCUCCGGCAAGCUGACAUGACAGUCGUGGUCGCGUCCUCUGACGUCCGACGCAUACCGUAUGCGGACCAAGUAGUGCUCCUCAAUGAAAGGGGCCAGAUUAGCGAAGUUGGCACUCCGGCAGAGCUGUCCUCUAAGCUCGAGGCCCGACCUGGGGGCAUGAAAGCAGUCACUCAUGCCAGUGCAGGAAGCGACGCCCAAAUUGCGCAGCGAGCUGGAGGAAGAGUGCAAGCCGGUGAGACGGCCGUUGUCGAUAUAGAGUACCAGGCAAAGGCGGCCCGUCGCUUGGGCGAUUCCGCUGUCUACGGAUUCUACGCCAGAUCUGCUGGGUGGUGGCCACUUGUGUGCUUCGUCCUCUCGAUGGUCGUUUUUGCUUUCUGCAGCUCUUUUCCGAAUAUUUGGCUCAAAUGGUGGGCAGAAGCCAGGAAUCCUGGAGCGAAUCUCGGUAAAUGGCUUGGUGUCUAUGUGGCUCUCGGAGUAGGCUCAGUUCUUGCUGUUGCUGUGGGCGCAUGGCAACUUUUCAUUAACAUCAUCAACAACUCGGGAACUCACUUCCAUAGUCUUCUCGCGGAUACGACAUCCAAGGCCCCGUUAUCGUUCCACGUCGCCACGGACAGCGGUAUCACUGUCAAUAGGUUCAGCCAAGACUUACAGCUUAUUGACAUGGAGUUGCCCAGUACGGCACUGGGUUUAGCCGUUGGCGUCGCUUUCGGCUGUGCCGAGUUCGUGAUGAUUUCCGUUGCCUCUCGCUACAUUGCCAUCCUACUUCCAUUUCUUAUACUCAUCUUUUACGCCAUUCAGCACUUUUAUCUCCGUACAUCUAGGCAGAUUCGUCUUCUAGACAUCGAGUACAAAGCACCUCUGUAUUCGCAACUGAUAAAAACGCUGGAUGGCCUCGUCACAAUCAGAGCAUUUCAGCGUCAGGACGAGUUUGAGCAGAAGAACUUGGAUCUGCUCAACAUCUCGCAGAGACCAAACUAUCUUCUGUUUUGCAUUCAGCGCUGGCUCACCCUUUCUGUGGACAUGAUGAUCGCGGUGAUCGCCAUAGUCUUGAUCGUAGUAACAACUACUUUGAGAGAACAGAUUGGACCUGGCUACAUGGGAAUUGCCCUGAGCAACAUCCUUUCAUUUAGUGGUACUAUCAAAGCCGCCUUGACAUCGUGGGUCACGUUGGAAAUUGCCAUCAGCGCCGUCGCUCGCAUUCGCGACUUUUCCAUUACAACAGAGCAGGAAGCUGAUCCUAACGACGUCCUGACCGAGCCACCAGAGGACUGGCCGAACAAGGGAGGGAUAGAGCUGCGUGGUCUCACGGCUUCCUAUCCAUCCUCAGGAACCAUUCUACACGACGUCAAUCUUUCUAUUAAGCCUGGUGAGAAGGUAGCCAUUUGUGGUCGAAGUGGAAGUGGCAAGAGCUCCCUGGUUCUCUGCAUCCUUCGUUUGAUGCAGCUGGAUUCUGGAAGCAUCACCAUCGAUGGCGUUGAUCUAUCUACUGUUCCCCAUGAGCACGUGCGAUCCAGGUUGACGGCCGUGCCCCAAGACGUCUUCAUAUUCGACGGAACAGUACGGCUGAAUGUCGAUCCGGAGAAGACGUCAUCGGACGAGGAAAUUAAGCAGGCACUGGGAAAGGUGCGUUUGUGGAACAAAGUCGAGCAAAGAGGCGGCCUCGACGCGAUCAUUCACGACAAGUUCUUCUCCCGGGGCGAGUCUCAACUGCUCGUGUUUGCAAGAGCAAUGCUGCAAAAGAGCAAGGUACUUAUACUCGACGAGUUUACAAGCAGCUUGGAUGAAGAUACUUCAUCAAUCAUAUAUAAGCUCGUGCAAGAAUCUUUUGAAGGAUGGACGGUGAUCGCCAUCGCACAUAAAUUAGAGCCCAUCAUGGAGUUUGACCGAGUAGCAGUCCUUAGCUCGGGUAGAGUGGUUGAGUAUGACGAGCCAAAGAAGCUCGUGGACCAGGAAGACUCGGCUUUCAAGAGGUUAUUCGAGUUGUCGGCGGGAGGCGGGGAGUAA
Messenger RNA from Colletotrichum truncatum, 4533 nucleotides. Its product is annotated as ABC multidrug transporter. Gene Ontology annotation, cellular component: membrane. The record is from RefSeq and is a predicted model, not a curated record. NCBI's taxonomy places the organism in Eukaryota, Fungi, Ascomycota, Sordariomycetes, Glomerellales, Glomerellaceae. Gene Ontology annotation, biological process: transmembrane transport. Gene Ontology annotation, molecular function: ATP hydrolysis activity; ATP binding; ABC-type transporter activity.